AGUAGGAAUGUGGCGGGCAGUAUGGUAGUGCCGUGGCGAGGGACGUGACACCAUGUACCAGUAACCAUUCCACCGCACAGUAUGGCCUCGGUCGCCGCUUGGUUGCCCUUUGCGCGGGCGGCGGCCAUCGGUUGGGUGCCCAUCGCCACUCACCCACUUCCUCCGCCUCCCAUACCCAAAGACAGGCGGAAAGCCGACGACGAGAAACUCCUCAUAAACGUUUCCGGCCGUCGGUUCGAGACCUGGCGCAAUACCCUCGAGAAGUACCCCGACACGCUCUUGGGCUCCAACGAACGCGAGUUCUUCUUCGACGAGGAAUGCAAAGAGUACUUCUUCGAUCGGGACCCGGACAUUUUCCGACACAUUCUCAAUUAUUAUCGUACGGGAAAAUUGCAUUACCCCAAACACGAAUGUCUCACGAGUUACGACGAGGAGCUGGCGUUCUUCGGUAUCCUGCCGGACGUGAUCGGGGACUGCUGCUACGAGGACUACAGGGACCGCAAGAGGGAGAACGCCGAGCGACUGAUGGACGACAAGCUGUCGGAGAACGGCGACCAGAACCUCCCCCAACUGACCAACAUCAGGCAGAAGAUGUGGCGAGCCUUCGAGAACCCGCACACCUCGACUGCGGCCCUGGUGUUCUACUACGUGACGGGCUUCUUCAUCGCGGUGUCAGUGAUGGCCAACGUGGUAGAGACGGUGCCGUGCGGCCACAGGCCCGGACGUGCGGGUACUCUGCCGUGUGGCGAGCGAUAUAAGAUAGUGUUCUUCUGUCUGGACACGGCUUGUGUGAUGAUCUUUACCGCGGAAUACCUGCUGCGACUGUUCGCGGCCCCUGACAGGUGCAAGUUCGUGCGGAGUGUCAUGAGUAUCAUCGACGUGGUCGCCAUCCUUCCCUACUACAUCGGCCUCGGCAUCACGGACAACGACGACGUCUCCGGCGCUUUCGUCACUCUCAGAGUGUUCCGCGUCUUUCGUAUUUUCAAGUUUUCACGGCACUCACAAGGACUGCGUAUUCUAGGUUAUACUCUUAAAUCCUGUGCUUCUGAACUCGGGUUUCUCGUCUUCUCUCUUGCGAUGGCUAUAAUUAUAUUUGCAACAGUUAUGUUUUAUGCGGAGAAAAAUGUGGACGGUACCAACUUCACUUCCAUUCCUGCUGCUUUCUGGUAUACCAUCGUGACGAUGACGACGUUAGGGUACGGGGACAUGGUGCCAGAGACGAUUGCAGGCAAAAUCGUGGGUGGUGUGUGUUCGCUUAGUGGCGUGUUGGUAAUAGCGCUUCCGGUGCCCGUUAUAGUGUCCAACUUUAGUAGGAUAUACCACCAAAACCAAAGAGCGGACAAGAGGAAAGCUCAAAGGAAAGCCCGGCUUGCGAGGAUCCGUAUAGCCAAGGCUUCGUCGGGCGCUGCGUUCGUCAGCAAGAAAAAGGCCGCGGAGGCACGGUUGGCCGCCCAGGAGUCGGGACUGGAGAUGGACGAAAGCUACAGAGAAGAGGACAUCUUCGAGCUUCAGCACCAUCAUCUGCUUCGAUGUCUGGAGAAGACGACAGACAGAGAGUUCGUGGAGUUGGAAGUGCCGUACAACGGACAGCCCAAGAGGCCGGGAUCGCCCAGCCCCCUGAUCAGCCCAACGCACUCGGCAGGCAGUCGCACGGGACUUCUGCACAGCUGUUGCGGCCGCUGCUGUGGCCAGCGUUAUCAGAAACACCACCACCACCAGAGCAGUGAGGGAGGGCACGAGGAGGAACUGAACGAUAUCCAGAUCAGGCUACAGUUCAGCAGUAGCCGAGCCGGGGGCAGUGGGGGCGGUGGUGUGGGGAGUGGUGGAGGCAGUAUCAGCAGAGACAACAUCGCACUGCCCAGACCCACUGCAGGCCAUAAGACACCCAGUGGACCUCUGACAGGAUCUCUGGUCUCCAUCAGCAAAGCCAACUCCACCACGUCCUCCAACAUGACUGCAUCUGUCGUUGUGAACCUUCCGACCUCGUACCCCAACUCUGACAUUGAUUACGCUUCCCCAGCCUCUCCUUCACCUUCCUCUCCUGUCGCUUCCUCCGAUCAACAGCCCGAAGUAAGAAUAUCAUUUUUAUAAUCGUUUGUCGUUUUGUUUGUCGGUUUUAUUAAAGUUACGUUUAUAUUAUUACCUUGGUAACCGGUUUUUCAUCAAAAGGUGCUUUCUGUAUUUAUUUCUCAUCGUGUUUGGCUGUAACACUACAGAUGAAGUGGCUGUACAUUCCAUGGUAGUGUUAGUGCAUCUCAUUCAUCGGUUGAACCUUUUUGUAUCUUUUCUAGAAUGUUAGUAGUGGCUAUACUGUAUCUAUUUUAGUAAUGUCUUCUUGUUCGUAUAAGUCAAAAGCCUGUUGUAAAGAUAAAAAUAUGGGAAAGCCCAAUUCUACAAUAAACAAUUCUCAAACUCUACAAUAUUUUCAUUAUAAGCAGGGAAAUUUCAAUUUAGCUGGAGAUAUUUUUGUAAUAUUUUCUCUUUAUUCAUCUGGUGUUAAAUAUGUAUAAAUUAUUUCCCCCAAAAAACACUGUUAUUAUAAAUAAUAUCCUCUUGAACUAAGUUAUAGAAUAUGAACUCCCGGAUAAAAUUAAUACAGCACUUUAGGUUUUCUUGUAAGAGUUUUUAAUUAUAAUUUUAUAUACAUGAUAUUCGCAUUCCAAAAUAUUUGUCUUAUAUAUCAAUGUGUCAAUUUAAAAUUGAAAACAUUAGUUAUAGAUCGUUAAAUUAACAUAAUUUUACAUAAGUUAAAAAAAUACUAAUUCAAUGUAUUAUAUGAAUUCUGUCCGGGAAUACAAAUCAAUAUUGAUUGUCAACACACUAUUAAUAAUAUUGUAAUAUUUUUGAAAUAGUAUUAAGUUUAGUAAUAAAGAUUGAUUCAGUAAAACCUGACCUACAACAAUCACUAUUUUAUUGCAUAGGAGUAAAAGUAAACUUUAUGCCAAUAACUCCAAACCAAUGUGACCAAAGGUAUUGUUUUAUUAUCAGACAUUGUAAUACAUUACUUUGUUUUCAAAGCCAUUAUAUUUGUAUCACAUUACACAUAACUUACACAUAUCUUACAAAAAUUUAACUUUCAUGUGGUUAAAAACAAUAAAUUUUAUUUUUGCCUGCCAUUUCUAGUUACCACACAAACACGUACUGAUUUUCAGUUGAUAACGAAGUAAAGAAUAUAUUAAAUAGAUUCAAUCUUUAAACUAUGGUAUAUUGUUUGUUAUUUAUUCUGUAAGAUAAAAUAAAAUAUUGGACUAAAACUAAUUGGUCAUUCGGUAAUGUUUUAUUUGUAUCAUCAUUUAAAAAUGACACUUUUCUAUCAUAGACUAAUAAUGUUUUUGUAUUUUAUCAGAUAAGUCACCAUCAUCCACAAAUUUUUAUUACUCAAAUUAAACAUUUUUGACUCUCAGACAAUCAUUUUGAAAUAUUUUCAGAGCUUGUUUAAAUAAAUAAGAAUCAAAGUUCUAUAAAUCUGCUAAACUAAAUGUGACAAAGCAUUUAAAUUAUAUUAAGAAAAUGGUAUUUCAAAAAAAGAAAUGUUGUUCUGUGGUGUAUUAAAUAGAAAGUAGUUAACUAUACAAUUAUUCAGCAAUCAAUGGUAUUUAUUUUAGAGAUCAGUAACAUUCUUAUUGUAACACGUCCUUUAAGAUGUACGUGGGUAGCCAGCCUGUGCCAUAGAUUUAUUUUUAAUAACGGUAAUGUUUAUGUUCUUUAACAUCACUUAGCUUGAACAUUUUUAAUGUUUUUACAUAUAGAUGCUUUUUUAUUACACCUUAGCUAUAAUACCUUAAUUACCGACAAUAUAAAAAUAUAGCACAGACUUAUCGGGGUGUAAAAGAAAAAGUAUCAAUUAAAAGAUAAAAACACAGGAGAUAUAUGAAUACAACCCUAUAUAUUUUAUGAGUGUCUACCAAAAUUUUGAUCACCUUAAUGUAAAGCUGUUAUCAGAAAACACAAAUUCACCAAGUAUUUGGGUAUACACAGUCAAAUAUGAAACAGAGUAACUUUUGGCCAAUUUGUCUAAAGAAUGUUAUGGUUGGACAAAAUUAACGGCAAAGUUUGGCUCAGGAGAUCAUAAAACACAGGGUUGUAUUCUGGAUUUUUAAAUUAUUUAUUUGCCAUUAACUGUAUGUCUGUGUAAAAGUUUGGUUUCUAUUUUCCAUACUGAUGGCAAAUUUCAUGUUUAUAGUUUUCAGAACUUAACAUUUAAGUAGUGAAUACAGCAGUUUCCACAGAACUCUCAAAAUAAUUUUCUGAUUUGUUGAAUAUCAGCUAAUUUGAACUUUCCCGGGCAAAUAUUAUAAGUUUUAUUUACUAAACAUAGAUUAGGUCAAUAAAAAUGAAUUCUAAAAACUGAGUGAUAACUUUUGUGUUGGACAGAGACUAUAUGUAAUAAGUGAUAAGAGUAAAAUAAGAUUUAUGUGUUUUUAACUUUUAACUUAAUUUUAUCACAAUGGGCACUAUACACAAUCAUACAAUCUCUGUAAUUUCCAUGGUCAAGUAUAGAUUUUGGGUAUGUUUUCUUCUUUUCGGAGUUCAUUUAAAACAGUAAUUUAUAUAUUUAAUCUUCUUCUGUUAAUUAUAUGCGAGGAAGGGAUAAACUUAAUAAAAUACUUAAGCAGGUGAUUACUUUUUCACAAAAGUUGUUUUCAUCCAAGGUGAGUUUUGAUAAAUAACUAUUGUUAAAAAUUUUAAUAAGAUCUAAGAAAUUAUGAGUAAUAAAUUGGAAUAAAUAAUAAAAAUGUUUAUAGUUUAACAUGACCACAAAAGUAUCCAACACUUAAAAAUAAAUUUUUGUUAUAAAGUGACAUGUCUUGAAAUACGUAAAUUGUUUUCAAUGUUCAAAUUUGAAAACUUAAACCAAUAUAGGAAUGAGUUAAAAAGAACAAGAAAAGCAAUUCAGAAUUGAGCAAAGAAUUAGCAGUACAGGAAUGAGUUAUCAGGAAUUUAUAGGAGCCAUUGGUUCAUCUUGGGGGCAGCAAAGAACAAAGAAUACAGAUAGGUUUAUAAUGACUAUAGGAAAAUCAUCGGUUUCAUCUGGUGGACAGUAAAAAAUAUCCAGUACAGGAAUGAGUUGAAAAGGGCUCGUAGAAGAGUCAUAAUUUUCAGUUUUAGAAAACAGUUAAGAAUUAACAGUACAAAAAUGAGUUGACUAGAACUUAUAAGAGAGCCAUUGGCUUCAUCUGGUAAGCAUUCACUAAUACAGGAAUGAGAUGACAAGGCGUACACAGUUUCUUCUCGUGGCCAGUGAAGAAUACUAGUACAGGAAUGAGUUGUCAAUAUCUAUUUUUUACCGUCUAGUUGGCAGUAAAUACUUAUAGAUUACCUUUGGGUAAUGCCAUGACACAUUCAGUGAUGCAACUUAUCCCAAUUUUGUUUGAGAAGAUCCUAGGAUUGGCCUGUGCUGAGAAAUAAAAUAAAUUUGUAAAGAACUCAGACUACCGUUGUUCUUUUAAAACAAAUAUUGAGGAGGUUAACUUGUUUGGUACAGAAUACAAGUUGAAAUUUAUAAAAAUAUGUUCCUUUAAAUUAUGCUAAGAACCUGCUUGAGGACUCUGGAACAAGUGAAAUCCAGCAGUUAUCCCAAUCUAAUUCUUCUCUACAUUAGAGAUCCAAACUUGAUUGGACAUUUGAUUUAAAAUGCUCAAAUGAAGCAGAGUGCCACAAUAACAUUGGGUUCUAAAAAUUUCUUGAAUUUUAAAAGUUGUGCAAUGCCUUUGUAACACAGUGUAAUACAACUCUUGUGCCGCUUCAUGUGUUCUGUAUGGAUUGUAUUAUGGUAUACAAAAUUUCAUCAGGAUUUUUUUGUACUUAUGUUUAAUAAUCAUUGUGAAAUAAUCAAAAUAGGAUAUAUAUAAGAGGAAGAUAAAUGUCUGACAAUGUGAAAUAAUACUUGCGGUCAGCUAUUCUGAGUUUUGCUGUUCUUUCCAGGGCAAACGAUUCUCAGAAUGGAAUAAGCCCUUUACAAUUUUGUCAAAAAGAGGAUUGUAAAAUUCUCUUCUUGUUUCAACAAGAGUUAUUUAAAACUGAAAAUAUUUUAUUUUUAAAUUGGACACAAAAUAAAAAUGUGUUACAUUGAUGAAUUCAAACCACAUUUAAUUUCAACAAUGUAAUACAUUGUACCUCAUGUUUUGCCUGCUGAAAUACGAUACAUAACUUUAUCUAUUUGUGUAAAUAUUGUGGAUUACUGGCAUUCUGAUAUUUGAGGAUAGCAGUUCAUUUGUAAUGAUCUCAUUUUUGGCCAUAAGACAGAUUGGCUGACAGCUAAUUAAGAACAAAUAUAAAAUAUACAACACCUCACUUCAAAUUGGAAAGAUGUUUUACUCUUUGGUGUUUUUCACAAAAUGGUCUGGAAUAAAUAGUUAAGCUGCCACAGCCUCUUGUGUAUCCAGUAGAUUUGAUUUUUGGCUGGAUUAUACCUGUUUAGUAAAAUCUGAAAUGGGUGUAGGAUACACCGAUACUGAUGGAAUUCAAGGAGCAAUUAGCACACCUCAGACCGAAAAUGGCCAAUUGGGAAAGGAGAUAAUGAAUUGACUACCCUAGUCCACUGCACAAGUUGGCAGCUGCAGUAUGUAAGGCUUCCUCAUUACCAGAUGCUAUUUGCAGGUAUAAACCUGAGGGAAGUGGUAAUGCCUGCUCGAUUAUUAGACGCUGCAGCAGCACUAGUCUCCCAUUUUUCAUCGUUGGCUAAUUCGGAGGCUGAGCCUUCAUUAUAGAUUGUUCUAUCUUCUCUUACUAUAAAAAAGGAAAAGUUUUCUACAAGCACUAGCAUUUCAAAACAAUUUAAAGAAUUAUAUAAGGAGUAACUUACCCAGACCCCAAACUUUAGUUCCUAAGAGCCACCGUUUGUGCCCAUAACUGUUACUACACAAUUGUGUUCAAUUCAUAAACAGAUAACACGCUUUAAGAGAAGUGUUAAAAGAAACAAUUAACUGUUUGUAUGACUCCUCUAUUUUAUAACUGUGUACAUUUCUUGUGAACUACAUUUGUCAGGGACAAUUUUAUUAUAACUUUUAACUCAUUUACAUAAACAAAUUAUAAAGUAGUUGUUAAAACUCAUUUGGAAAAGCAAGGGAUUGAGGUCAACAUCCCAUAAAAAUUAUGUCUUUAUUAAUAAUAUUCUUGCUUGAUCUCGAGCUUUGUUGGAAAUAUGUCAGUGGUCAGGAGACAGCUCACCUUGUAUGUAUUAUAACUUUAUUGUUCUCAUUUGUACGGUUAACAUCAAACUUUUAUGCAAUGUUUUGUGUUAAACUUAAGAACUGCGACAGUGCAGCAGACUUAAUCUUCCUUGUCUUCCACAGGUCAAUAUGUAUUUCUUUGCACUUUAGAGUUGUAUAGUAACAUGUUUUUCAUAAUAUUAUUGUUAUGUUUUGUUGGUAUCUUCACCGAAACAAACCUAGAUAUUCAGUUACCAUACUCAAAUGUUAAGGUCUGUCUAAAAAACUACUUUAAGACAAAUCUGUACUUUCCUGAUGAAAUACUUAGAAAGUACGUAGCCUCUCUUAAAAAUUUCAUCAAACAUUUUAUUUAGUAAUUAAACUUAGUGUUUUAAACUGGGUUAUGUAAAUUCAGAUAUUUUAUGUGCUAACUGUUUACCCAAAUACAAUAAUUUUAUGGACAGUUGAAAAUGGAGUUAUAUUUUAUGUAUUGACAGAUUGUUUGACCAUUUUUAUAAUGUCGGACAAGAGGUCAAUCACACAAGAGUACGUUUAUUUGUUCUGUUAGAGAAAAGGACAUUCAACCUGUAAUGUAAGCACUCUUCACUUAAUUAAAAAAGUAAUAGAAGUAUUUCUUUAAAAAACUAGUAUUUUGGUAUUUUAACAUUUUUAGUAUUUUGUAAAUAAUGAAUAUAGAUUGUUUUGAGAGCAUAGCAAAAUGUUGUCUUUACAUUCAUAUUAACUGAGUGUGAAGUUUUUAUUUAUCUUGUUCAUCUACUGUAAAACAUACGCAUGAAUUAUUACCACAAUCUGAUCUAUCUAUUAGGCACAAGUGCCAGUGCAUAGUGGAAUUAUUUGAAGUUUUAGCAAAAUAUAAAUACCAUUCUGAAAUAUUACGUCAUCUACAUUAUAUACAGUCUUCUUUUCCAUGAUAAGACAGGAUCGAGUAAAUCGUAGCACUGUACAAGCAAUGACUAAUAUUAUUUUAUUAAUUUUUCAGCCCAGUUGGCUAAGACAUAUUUUUCACAGUUCAGUUGGCUAUAUUUUUAUAUUUCAACGAAAAAGAUAAAUGAAUGAACUAUUGUUAAUACUGACAUUCAUAAAUGCUGUAUAUCUCGCUAUUUUAGUAUUUGUAUGUUGUUUGUUAUCUGAAAAUAAUACAUUGUUAUUUGGCACCAAAUCAAAAACUUUGACCCUGGAGUUGAGAAGUUUGUAGUUUUGUUAAAAUAUGAUUUAAUGCUCCAAACCCGGAAGCAGGCACAAAAUAAUCAAUGAUUGUUCAAAACAUUCACCUGUAAUCAUGAACAUUAUAUUUAAAUUUAUUUCAGAAACUUCAACUUAUUAUAAAGAUCAUAUGUUCCAGAAAAAUGACCUUCAAUACAUGUUUGUGAGUGUGUUUGUAAUUACAUCCACAGUCACAUAUGUAAAUGUAGUUUCUUAUAGUAUGUUCUUGUAAUGAGGGUAUUGGAGACAGUUGUUUAUUUUUAACUAUUUUAGAUAAAACAUGUGAUGUGAAACAGUAAAAUGCAUUAUAGUCAUGAUAAAGUUAUUGAUCAGUAGUUUAUGAGUAGAUAAUUCGUGUCAUUAGUGAUUAUAAGCUCAUAAUGCAAUAUCACGAAUUUGAUUCCCACAUAAUACAAUUUGUGCAUCUGGUAGGAACUUAUGAAUACUUCUAUAAUUCUGACACUUGUAAAUAAGAUGAAAUGGAUAACAAAAAUCAACCGGUCAGCAAUAUGAAAAAAGAUAUUUCAGAAUCAUACCUUUGUCACAAUGUGCUUGAUGUCCAAGCACCUUUUAUUUUUUCACUCUCUUGAAAUAUAUCAAGAUACGCCUACACGUAACAUAACUUUUAUUACACAGUAGUCAUGAGAUUGAUAGACCAAAUCAGGCAACUAGUAAAUUUGUAUACUUCUACAGUUCUGAUACCUGCAAAUAAGAUGACAUGAAUGACAGAGUAACCAGACUAUAUAACAUAUGAGGUUUAUAGCCCAUAUUACAAUAUAUGUCUUAAGUUUUUAAUUAAAGCACACACUCGGUUGUGCGUUCAAAGGAUCUUAAAAUACACAUGUGCAAUUUACUUGUGUUGGAACAAGAGUGUGAAAGAAAACAUGUAACAAGAAAAUUCACAUGAUCUAAGUAAUUUGAAAGUCAUUUUCUCAAUAAUAAUUAUUUUGUUUACUUUGAUUGCAAAUAUUACAAUAAAAUGUCCUACAGUGUUUAUAACCAAAAAAAUCAUUUCCCGCAUUUUGCAUAGUUCACACUCAUUCAAACUUAAAUUUUGGGCUAUUGCAUUGAUUAGUAUGGAUGCAGCAACUUAAAACUAUUUUUGCAGAAUAACAUUGAAGCCUUAGAGCUUUAAAAGAACACAUCUGUGGGUUUAUCCUAGUAAAAACAUAAAAGUCACGUUUUGACUCCUAGAUUACACUCCUGAGAUGGUCCAUAUAUGUUUAGAAACGUAAUGCAUUAUCAGCAAAAACACUUGAGUUUCUAUUAGUAAGCAGUGAUAACUUAUCUUUUGUAAACCUUUUUUUUUCUUCAGUGUUGAGGCAGUGUUCCCUUAGGUUAUAUAGCAUAAAUUAAGCAAUAGGUCCUUAGCUUCAUACUUAACUAUCAGUUGUGAUUACUUUUUCUAAGGACAUUACAUUAAUUCAUUUGGUUAUUAAAAGGGAUCGUAAUAUUGCCUCUAAAGAUAAAAAUGUCACUUACAUUAUGAAUAAAAUAAUAACAUGUUAAAGAAAAUUAAACAACUUUAACGUUCUCUAUAUAAAAUCUUCACACCCAGCUGUCAUAUGGUCUUUCUAAUUUGAUGACUUUUAACAAUAUUCUCAAAUAUUAAAUACCCAUGACAAUUGCAUUGUUAAAACAUUUUUAUUCAAUGCUCAUAUGAUAAAAAACAAUCAAACUUAAUGUGACAGUAGCUGUAGAUGAACGAUUGAUGCCUUCCUUUAAGAGUCAAAGCAAGGAAUUCACAUAUUUAACUUCUGUACAAAUAAAGAGGUUUAAACAAUGUGCACACAGUUCUAAAAGUCACAUGUCAUUUUGGAUGCACCAUUAUACAAUCUGUAUUUAGUUUGGGUAGACAACAAAAGCUAGGUUGUUUUCAUUGAUUGCUACUGUUACGAAUUAACCUAUGAACAUUAACCAGGAUGCACGAAAAGUUUGAGCAGUGUGUUUUUCCAACACUGCUGCUAUGACUCAAUAACAUCAAUUCUUUCUUGGUACAGCCAAUCCGUUAUGGACUUUUAUUGUACAGGUUUAAAAUUUACAAUGAAAUUGACAAUCCCACCAAGUGUGAAAUACAAAGCAUGGGCUGUUUUUUUUAAAACGUUUUAGAUGGUUGAAUAUAAAAGGUUUGUGUAGUUACAAUUUAUAGUUGAAUUACUAAGGUUAAUGGUGUGAUAUAUUAAAUAAAACUGUUCAAAAAGUGUAUUGUGUUUAGUUGUGAACAAAAAAAACUAAUGUUUAUGUUGAACAUUGUCUCCCACCAACCUUAACAAAACGCACUAUUUCAAAACUUAUUUCUUCCAUCAUUACACUAUUAAAAAUCCCUGGUGACCCAUCUAUAAAUUUUGAUUAGACAAGCUUUUUCCCUUUCACAUAGUCUUUAUAAUUGAUGAGACCGCUCAUUUUAAAGCUCUAAAACUGCACAGUGAACGUCCGUAACGGAUCAAUGUUAGCCUAAGACUGAGGUACUGGUAACUUGCAUUUGCUUUCAAUGACCUAACUUUGGCAAUGGUUGGGAGAAACGUGUCAGAUAAAAAUACUCCUCACUUUCCAGAUGGUGCUCACAUUUCUUUUCUAUCAAAGUGUACAUAAGUAUAUUGCUACUACUUAGCACAAGUAAAAAUACAUCCUGAUGUUCCAUCUAAACAUAUUAUCAAUUUUUAUAAUUCCUUACCAUAUGUUUAAAGGUAAAAACUGUUUCCAAUACUUAUUACUGAAUAAACUCCCCCCUUUAUACCACAAACUAAAAUUUUUACUUUUGAUUCAAGCCAGUAACAAUCAAUUAAAUGAUUUAUAGUUAAAAAUUUGUAUAUCUAUCAUGUCAGUUUUUAUAUUUAAAGAUAAUUUAUCUGUAGAUAUUGUUAUGUAAUUGACAGACAUUAUACAGCCGACUGUUUGUACUUUUGACUCGACGAUGUGUGUUUAAAGCAGUGGUUAAAACUGUACAGUCUUUGAAAAACUUAUGGUUAUCUAUAAAUAAAGAUUCUGUGAUGAUA
Homalodisca vitripennis (glassy-winged sharpshooter) is the source of this 11371-nucleotide messenger RNA. It is a transcript of the gene Shal, whose product is annotated as potassium voltage-gated channel protein Shal. The transcript is spliced from 5 exons. The record is from RefSeq and is a predicted model, not a curated record. Bases 82 to 2091 code for a protein of 669 amino acids. Gene Ontology annotation, biological process: potassium ion transmembrane transport; protein homooligomerization. Gene Ontology annotation, molecular function: A-type (transient outward) potassium channel activity; protein binding. Gene Ontology annotation, cellular component: voltage-gated potassium channel complex; membrane. NCBI's taxonomy places the organism in Eukaryota, Metazoa, Arthropoda, Insecta, Hemiptera, Cicadellidae.